Messenger RNA from Brassica rapa (field mustard), 915 nucleotides. Its product is annotated as F-box protein At5g10340. Lineage: Eukaryota; Viridiplantae; Streptophyta; Magnoliopsida; Brassicales; Brassicaceae. The record is from RefSeq and is a predicted model, not a curated record.
AUGAGUUUGGACUGGUCUUCAACGUCUUGUCUAGUCCAAGAAGGCCCGGCGGUAUAUCACAUUGAACCACAAAUCGAUCAACAUGCCAGACUUUCGGGUAGUUGCGACGGGUUUGUCUGCAUAUUCGACGAGAACAACCUCACAAGUCCAAUAAUUGUGGCGAACCCAGCCAUGGUACGUUCUCAAGUCCUCCCUCUUUCCCAGUUUCAGCGACAGUGCUUAGAAGACAAGAAGAAGUCAGCUCUACAUUUCCCAGGAUUGGGGAAAGACGACGUUACAGGAACAUACAAACUAGUCUGGCUGCAUAACAACCAAAGCAACUACACCUUAUCAUGCGAGGUUUUUGAUUUUGAGGUCAGGAAAUGGAGGUACAUGGUUGUGAAUACGCCCAGUGACGAUGUACCAGUAUUUUCAAAGGGAUGGCUUUACUGGAUCAUUGCAAAUCUGACUAAUUAUGAGUAUAAGAUUCUUGGUUAUAAUAUUCACACGGAGAUGUUUCGAGUCUUUACAAAUAGGAUUGUUUCCCAGGCAACCUAUUUUCUAACAAUUACUAUGUGCAGUCUAAGUGAUCGUGUCUGGGUUACAAAUAACAUGCCAGAUGGUGGCAUGCAACACUUUUGGAGGAUCAAAAACACAAUGGAUUCCGAGUGGGAAUCGGAGAAGAUGUUCUCCAUAGACCUGAAUUUGAUUUCUCCUUGGUUUAAGGAUAUCUCAACAGCUACGCCGUUCAUCACCCUUAAGGCGACUUCCAAGGACAACAAGAAUGUUCUUAUCUCAAGGUUAUUUUCCUCCAACUUCGUACAUUUGCUUCCUCGUCCUACUGGCAAAGCCCUAGGUUUUGGUUCUGCUUUUACUGGUCUUAGUAACUCUAUAUUCAUUCCUUAUUUUCAGAGUUUACUUUCCAUUGUGAAUUAG